AUGGAAUUCUUCCGAAAAGCCAAAUCCGUCCGGCUCAAGAGCCACCACGACAAAUACCUAACGGCGGACCCUGACGAGGACACCGUCGUCCAGGGUCGAUUAGGAACGUCGAUCUCCGCCAAGUGGGCGGUCGAAUUUGUCGACGGCGUCGAGAACGUGGUCCGGCUGAAGAGUCGGUACGGGAAAUACCUCACGGCUUGCGACGAGGAGUUCCUGUUGGGGGUAACCGGCCGGAAGGUCGUCCAGAGCCUACCGAGGAAGCUGGACUCGUCUGUCGAGUGGGAGCCUGUUAGGGACGGGAUGCAGGUGAAGCUAAAAUCCAGGUACGGCAAUUUCCUGCGGGCCAACGGAGGUCUGCCGCCAUGGAGAAACUCGAUUACCCACGAUAUUCCUCAUAGGCACCACGAUUGGGUUUUGUGGGAGGUUGAUGUCGUUGAGGUCCGGCCAGAGUCGCCACCUAGGGUUUUGCGAUCGGAUUCUUUGGAUGAGGAUUUGAGUUCUGCUUCCUUUCGUAUUCGUAUCCCAAGCGUGUCUAGUGGUUCAUUUGAAGACUCGCCAAAGAAAUCAGAGGGCCGGCUAAUAUACUAUUACGUGGUGGAUGAAGAUGGGGAAGUCAAUGAUGCAAUUGAAGAACGUUCGUUCCAGUUUAAAGGGCAUUGCUUGGAGGAGCUGACAGACAAGUUGGAGGAUGAAACUGGGCUUGAGGAUAUAAUCAUUUGCUCGAGAAACAUUGUGAAUGGGAAGCUUUAUCCGCUCCGGCUAGCUUUACCUCCCAACAAUAACACCAUGCAUGUCGUCGUGGUCCCACCAACUUCGAAAGCUGCAAAUGAAUUCCUGCCAGCAGCUCCUACUUCUCCAUGA
Messenger RNA from Striga hermonthica, 861 nucleotides. The record is from the annotation of a GenBank genome assembly. Lineage: Eukaryota; Viridiplantae; Streptophyta; Magnoliopsida; Lamiales; Orobanchaceae.